UCUAAUUCUAUCAUCGAUCUUUGUCAUAAUCAUCAAUAUGUCAUCCAGACAGGUCGUGAAGAAGAUAUUUGCAAAUUUUGAGAAUAGCAACGAUGGUGCUAACAUUAGACAAGGCAUCACUAAGAGUGACCAUGAGUUAUUGGACCCGUUCGUGUCGCUUGCUGAAUUUUCUGUUUCACCUCCGGGUGGAUUCCGAGAUCAUCCUCAUAGAGGUUUUGAGAGUGUUACAUACAUGUUGGAGGGAGGCCUCAUUCACCAAGACUUCAAUGGUAACAAGGGAACAGUCGAUGAAGGAGAUGUUCUGUGGACAACAGCAGGAAGAGGAAUCAUUCAUUCUGAAAUGCCUAAAGAACGCAGUAACACUGGCUUACAGCUUUGGGUCAACCUCCCUUCAAGUGACAAAAUGAUCGACCCAUCAAACGUCGAAAUAUCGAGCUCUGAGAUGCCAGUAGCAUAUGAAGCAGGAGUAGAGGUCAAAGUCAUAGCAGGAGAGUCAAUGGGAGUCCAGUCUCCAUUCUACACAAGAACACCAAUCAUGUUCCUUGACAUAACUCUCCAGCCAGGAGCUCAAACCCACCAGAGUAUUCCGGAGUCCUGGACCGCCUUCGCCUACGUCAUAGACUGCAACGAAGGCGUGUUUGGCUCCUCGGACUCUUACGCAGUGAAAGCACACACUCUUGUGGUGUUCGGAACAGGGGAUGAAGUUAGCGUGUGGAAUACGUCAGACUAUAGGCCGUUGAGGUUCUUGUUGAUUGCAGGAGAACCGAUCGGGGAGCCUGUGGUUCAACACGGGCCAUUUGUGAUGAACACGCAGGCUGAGAUUGAUGGGACCAUAUGGGACUAUCGCAAUGGCGAGAAUGGCUUUGAGAAGAAGUAUUGGAGGUCAGAGUGAAAAGAGUCUUAAACAAUAACCAUAGACUGUUUUUUUAGUAUACUAUUUUUUCAGGGUUUUGAGUCUUAUAUUUUACAUCAUAUCUUAACCAAUAAACAUCACAUUUUUAAUGGAAUAAAGCAUAUUUUAUUGU
This is a messenger RNA of Raphanus sativus (radish), 1025 nucleotides long. RefSeq names its product putative pirin-like protein At3g59260. Bases 38 to 892 code for a protein of 284 amino acids. The transcript is spliced from 7 exons. Lineage: Eukaryota; Viridiplantae; Streptophyta; Magnoliopsida; Brassicales; Brassicaceae. The record is from RefSeq and is a predicted model, not a curated record.